CUGACCUCCAUCACCUCAACACGGUUCAGGCUGACCAUCGCCUUUGGCCGCCCCUCUCCCCGGAAGAACCACUCCAAGCUCACAACACCAUGGCUGAUCUCAGCUCCCGCUACCUUCCCGACGUGUCCGACUCGUAUCUGCUCGACGAGAGCUCGAUGCAGCUGGAAGACGAUAGCCCGGAUGCCUCAUUCGCCUUCCAGAUGCCCAUUGCUCCGGGAAGGCGAGCAGUACCCGCAGAUAUAACGCAGGACAUGUCCUUUGACCUCCCCGCGAGCGGUCAUGACAACCUGCUUGACGACGAUGGAGACGACUUCCUCGGUGCGGCGGAUCAGACGUUGGGUACGCCCGCGCCACCGAGGGCUGCGAGGGCGCGGGGGACUCCAAGGCUUGACUCGACCGAGAAAGACACACAAACGCCCCGCAAAUCCGAUGGGCCGCUGACACUCAGCCAACUCACGCCUCGUGCCCCGAAAUGGCUCCCAGACGAUGCUAAUCAGGAUGAAGACGACGAGGAAUCGUAUGAGGAGGAGGAGUCCGCUCCCCUUCCGGCUAUGAACACGAAGUACGAUGACAACCAACCAAUCCCAUCCGGCAGCGCUAGCAAUGCCGGUUACUCCUUCGACGACUCGAGCUUUAAUGAAGUGUCCACCUUUGCACCCGAUGCAGAGAGCACCUUCCUGUCUGACGCCGACAUGUCCCUCGACCCCGCAGCAACGCGAUUACUCGCAUAUAGUGAACAGUUUGGCCUGCAUAACACUUUCGCUCCUCCCGCACCUCCACAGUACAAUGAGAAGGAGGCGACCCCGAAGCGGAGUCCACCACGCAAUGACGAACCACUCACAAUCUCGCAACUCUCCCCUCGCAAGGCGACGCCCUCGCCUACCAAGAAGACCCCUCGCAAGGCCAAAACACCUGCGAAAACCCCCUUCACUACGAGAAAGGCCAAGACGCCAGCUCCGCCAUCUGCCGCUGCGCCCACCCCGCACCCCACUGAAGCCACGCCCGUCGCUCAGGCGGUACCCAGUCCGGUGGCCUCACCCUCUUCCGCAGCCGCGGCCUUGCCUGCUCCCAUGGAAGCCAUCUCGGCGCCACCGCCGUCGCCGCCGAAGCCCAUGCGUGCGCCCUCGCCCAUGAAGAGGUCUAGCAAACGGCAGUCGACAGCUCGGGAGGAAGAAGAGGAAGACGAGGAAGAUGACGAUGAACCGACUACCGCGCCAGCCGCCGCUCCCUCGCAGACUGCCGGUCCUUUACAAACCGCGGGUCCCUCGCAAGCUGCCGGUUCCUCGCAAGCUGCCGGUCCCUCGCAGCCUCCUCCCAAGAAAGCGCCCGCUGCCACCGAGUCCAAGCGCCCUGCGAAGCGCGCAAAGAUCGAACCGGUGGUGAAGCGCGGGCUGAACGCGUCGAAGAACGCGCAGAAGAGCUCGCUCACGGAGCGGAGGCGGGUGCCGUCAGGGCCAGCGGCUCGUGGGCCAGCGACGCGUGCGGUGUCUGGGACGACGACGCGUGUGGUGUCUGGGACGACGACGCGUGUCGUGUCUGGGACGACUACAGCGCGUUCGGUGUCAGGGGCGGCGUCGCGUCCGGCGUCGGCUGCAGCUCCGCGUGUGACUCGCGCCGUCUCUGCUGCGGGUACGCUGCAGAACUCGAGGGCGAGGAAUCAGGCGCCGGUGGGAGGGAGUAAGCCGGCCAGCGCGAAGCCCCCUUCGCAGGUAGCGACGACGGGGAAGAGGGAAAAUACGCCGGCUGCGCAGACACAGGCCAAGUCGGUUGCGCAGACGCCGGCGAAGCCGGUUGCGCAGGCGCAGGUGAAGCCAGUCUCGAGGAAACCUCCUUCGGCUGCGCAGACGCGCGCAAAGCCUGUACAGCCUGCUCAGGAGCCGGCGAUGGUGAUGGUGGCCGAUGCGGCACCCGCGCAAGAAGACUCGCAGCCUGCUGCUCCUGCUCCCUCAAUGACUGUCGAUGCUGGCGAACAGGAAGUCGAAGAGCCUGAGGCGGGUGCUGCUUCAGAUGGGGACACGCAGAUGGUCGUCGAAGAGGCGUCAUGGGCGGUCGCUGAUAUGGACAACUGCGACGACUCGACGCCUCCUGCUCCUGCUCCUCGAGCGUUGAGCCCCAUCGACGAUGACGCUGAGGACGAGCUGCCACUGGGUCAAGCAGAGCAGGAGCAAUCUCACGAAGCGGUUGGGGAGGCAAGCGCGGCACCGGCAGCAACGAAGCCACGACCUCAGCGUAAGCAGCCCGAGCGCAAGAAGCAACCAGAGGUGAAGAAGCAGCCAGUGCCCAAGAAGCCCGAGGUAAAGAAACAACCGGAGGCCAAGCAGCAGCCUGAAGUCAAGAAGCGACCUGUGGUCAGAAAGCACCCAGAGGUCCUGAAGCAGUCCGAACCCAAACCGCCGUUCGACGCGUCGUCCUCCUCCGAUACGAGCAAACCCUUCAUUUUCGGCGCUGGCAAGCAGGCCAAGUUCACCCUGAGCACGUCGUCAGACGCGGGGUCGAGCAGGCUGCACGAGUCGGAGGGCUCUGCGCAUGCGCGCUCGCUAAGUCGCUCAGCGCUGAACAUGUCCGUGACGGAACCGAAGCCGUUCACCUUCCAUACGGAUAUGCGGCUAAGGGAGCGGGAGGCGUUCGAUGCGAAGGUGAAGGAGCGCCUGAAGCGGGAGGAAGAGGAGGAGGCGGAAAGGAGGAGGCAGGCGGAGGAGGAGGCGGAGAGGGAGGUGAAGCAAUUGCGCAAGCGUAUGGUACCGCGGGCGCAUGAGGUGCCAGAGUGGUAUCGCUCUGCUCCUAAGAAGCAAAAGCUGGACGAGUCCAAGUAGGAUACGCGAGAGGGGGUGGACAGUUGUAUAGAUUCCUUGAACUCUCAUGUAGUUGUUUUGCGCGUCUCUGGCAGACGUCCGAGUAUACGAGCUUGCUUUCACGCCUU
Molecule: messenger RNA, 2920 nt
Organism: Schizophyllum commune H4-8
Lineage: Eukaryota; Fungi; Basidiomycota; Agaricomycetes; Agaricales; Schizophyllaceae
Exons: 4
Coding region: 90-2813 (907 amino acids)
Source: RefSeq, a predicted model, not a curated record